Molecule: messenger RNA, 795 nt
Organism: Spathaspora passalidarum NRRL Y-27907
Lineage: Eukaryota; Fungi; Ascomycota; Pichiomycetes; Serinales; Debaryomycetaceae
Exons: 1
Coding region: 1-795 (264 amino acids)
Biological process (GO): base-excision repair, AP site formation
Molecular function (GO): mismatch base pair DNA N-glycosylase activity
Source: RefSeq, a predicted model, not a curated record
AUGUCAAAGCAAGAACACCUAAAGUCUAUAAUCAAAACUUUCCAAUAUACUCCAGAUGUCAAACAAAAGGGAAUAACCAAACCAACAGUAAAGAAAAGACAGUCAUUUCCGGUGAAAUCUACCAAUUCCCUUCCAAAUCUCAAUCCAUCACUUGCACCCGGUCUUACACUUCUAUUUGUAGGAUACAACCCUGGAGUAGAAUCUUCAAUACAGCAACACCAUUAUGCCCAUCACAGUAACUUAUUCUGGAAACUAUUCAAUGCAUCUAAUGUUCUAGAACAUGUUUGUAAUGCGAGAGAAAUUGAAAUAGAGGAGGAUUCUUUCUUAAGCAAACUUGUGCAUGAAGGUGCCAACCAUGUACACGAUUGGGAUAUUGCAAAAUAUGGAAUUGGGUUCACGGAUUUGGUACUUAGAUGCACCAAACGAGCUGAAGAGUUAUCAGCACAGGAAAAACUAGAGAAUGUACCGCGUUUACUUAAAGAGUUUCAUAAUGAAGGACAAGGUUCUAAGUUUAUUGUACUUAUAGGGAAAGGAAUUUGGGAAACAAUUGUUAAAUAUAUCGCCACUGAACUACAGAUCAAGGUUAAGCUUACCAAAGAGAAUUUUGUAUGGGGGAAGGUUGCAACCGGAGAAGAUAAGCUAUACAAUAAGAUAUUAGACCGAUUGUACGAACAAGUUGAGGGAACAGUUUAUGUUUUCCCAAGCAGCUCUGGUUUGGUUGCAAGUAUGAAGUAUCAAGAAAAACAACAGUUAUGGGACAAUUUAGCCAAGGAUAUUUAUUAUAUACAAGAAUAG